Caenorhabditis angaria is the source of this 3995-nucleotide messenger RNA. NCBI's taxonomy places the organism in Eukaryota, Metazoa, Nematoda, Chromadorea, Rhabditida, Rhabditidae. The record is from the annotation of a GenBank genome assembly.
AUGCCACUUUUUGCAAAAAAUGUAGACGAUUUAGAGAGUGAGGAGAAAGGUAGGUCAAAUUUUGGGGGCACGUGGAUUUUUUAGUGUUAAAAAUUUAUCAGUGUUUGUUCCAGCCACCGCCACCUAUUCAUCACUUCGUACCGGAAUACUUAGCCUAACUCCAGGCGAUCAUAAAUGUCGCCUCUAUUGCUCAGGUCAACAAUGUCGAUUUUGUCGAAUUUAUUUGGCUUCUGAAGCAUCUGGAGCCAAAAUUGAGGAGCAAGCAAUUGAUGGAUUAUAUUCCACGUGGAUUACUGAUGAUAUUCUGGCAAUGGCUAGAUUACAAUUGGAACAUUUUGAGAAAUGUCAAAUUAUUCAGAAAUUUCAAAUGUGAGUUAGAUUUUUUUAUCCACGUGUCAAAAAUAUCCCACUUUUUGCAGAGCCAACAUCAAAUCGGUGAUAAAUUUGCAAGAAUCAAAUGAGCACGCCUAUUGUGGACAAGGAAAUUUGAAAAGUGGAUUCAGUUAUGAUCCGGAAGAUUUGAUGAGAAAUGGAAGUUAGUUUUGAUUUUUUGAAGAGGAGAAGGGAGGGGGUCUGAAAUUAAAGACAAGAAAAAAAUCAAUAUUUAUUCAAAGAUGCAAGAUUUACAACUCAUCCAUUGACCUUGUACCAUCCACAACCUCAGAAUCCGCUAAAAUCACAUUUCCACUUACAAUUAGGUGUUUAUCUUUCUCAGUGUAUAGGUUAUAAAAAAAAGAUAAAAUAGAAAUUACUGUAGUUUAGAUACAGUACUGAAUACAUUACAUUUUGAAGAAAAUUCAGAAAAAAAGUAAUAAUAAUAAUAAUGAAUUUUUCUUAUCAUGAAAUAAAUAUAAACCCAAAAAAAUGCCAAUUUUCGAAUGAUAACGUUUUUUGAAUGGAAAAUUGUAAACAAAAGCUUUAUGGAGCAAGCUAGACUAUAGAAAAAUUAAAGGCACAAACCGUAACUUCAUUCAAAUGUGAUAUCUCUCCAUAUCUCUUUUGCUGAAAAAAAUUGACUUUCCCUUGAAAAUAAAACAAGUUGGUAACUCACUUGCUUUUUUUGAAAAUCUCAAAUUUCGCAUGUAUGGCAUGGCCAUUUGUAGUGAAAAUUUUUCACAAAAAUAUUAAUAUGAAUUUUUAUACAAAAUUACUGUAGUUUAGAUACAGUAUCAUUUUUGGGACUAUUCUGAAAAAUGGAACUUUUAAUUAACAACAAUUUUAAAUUUUAAAAUCACUCACAUUUUCUCAUUUUUUUGUCUGGGCACAUUCGUAUUAUGUGGGAAAAAUAUCUAUGUAGAAUUUUGAGCUUUUUUUGAAGUUGCUUGAAUUUCUGAAAAUCUCUGAAUUCUUUGAAUUCCUUUAUGAGCAAAGAAAUUCUAAAAAUAGGAACUCACAUUUUUUUUAAAAUUUUUUUGUCAGGGCACAUUUUGUAGAAGUGGGAAAAAGUAUUAUUUUUGAGCAAAAUAUGAAUUUUGAUACUGAAUUACUGUAGUUUAGAUACAGUUUUGAAUAGAGAACAUUGAAAAUUAUGAUUUUCUUAUCUUGAAAUUGAAAAGAAAACCUGUCAAAAUUUUUGAGUGACACAAAGUUGACAUUUUAUUCAUUUUUUAAUUGGAAAGAUUUUAACUUACCAAAAAUGGUUUUGGAAUAAAAUCACAAAUUUUCAUUUGAAAAAUCUGAGCUGAAAAUAAUCUCUGAAAAUAUGAGCUGAAAUUGGGAUGUAGAUCUUCUAAAAAAAAUCUGAAAACCCCUGAAAAUUUCCAAAAAAAAACAAAAUUCAAAAAAAUAUUCAUUUAAUUUCGUCAAAGUUCUCUAAAUGAUCCAAGUUGAAUCGAAAUUUUUUUUUGGCUGAAAAAAAAACAUUUUUUUUUCAAAUUUUUCUGAAAAUCAACUCACUCACCAAAUAUAGAAUUACUGUAGUUUAGAUACAGAAUAUUUAGAACAUUUUUGAACUAAAAGUAAAAGUGCAGGAGAGUUGAAAGCUAGUGUAAAGUAAUUAUUUUUCAUUUUUUUUUGGAAAAAAAUUGAGCAGGCGGGUAGAUGGGCGGUUUUUGACCUCACACGAUGAAAAAUAGGCAAAAAAUGCGGAUUUUGGGAUAGUUAAUAGGCCUAGGGGCUUUUUGAGAGCAAGAAAAUCUGGAUUUCUGGAUAGGAAAUAUGCUAGGGGGCUUCUCUAUGGCCUUAGGGAGGCUUUCUGAGAUCGGUCCAAAUAAGCCUAGGAUGUUUUGAGGCCCAAACUUUGGAUAAAACCCUUCAGAAUCCAAAUUUCCCUUUUUCCAGUUUAUCACUACAAUUUUCCCCUUCCGGAUUUCGAAGCCUGCUCCCCUGUUAGAUUAUUAGAUAUUGUGAAAGUGUUUGAUUUUGCGUUGGCCAAUGGGAAAAUCGCAGUUCAUUGUCACGCGGGACACGGAAGAACUGGUAUGGUUAUUGCGGCUUGGAUGAUGUAUUCAAAUGGGAUCACACCAAAUCAAGCUGUUAGUGUUGUUAGGAGUCGAAGGUUGGUGAUGGAUUUGGGAAUGCGGAAGAUUUGCUUCCUAAUUUCAAAUUUUCAACUUUUUUAUUGCUCUAAAUGGGGAACUACAGCAUUUCAUUGAAAAAUUCUAGAGAAUUUUAAAAAUUUUCUAGUCUAAAAUUUUAAAAUAUGAAAAAUUCAAAUUUUCAGUCAGACUUCUACACUUUUUCAUUUACGAAAUUCUCACUGUUUCAAAAAACUUUUUUGUUUCAAGUUUUUUUUAAAAAUGGCUUGUUCUUUGCUGAAAAUUUGAAUUUUUCAUGAAUUUUCAGCCUAGAAAAAUGCUGAACAUGUGGUUCUCUAAAAACCCGAAUUCUUACUGUUUCAAAAUAUUAUUGAAUAUUUUUGUAAAAAUUUUUUUGUUGAUAAAAUCUGGUUGAUUUUUGAGUGAAAAUUUGAAUUUUUUAUCAAAAAUUUGGAAUUCACAAGUUUUUGCUUUUUUCCAGAAGGUUAAAAGAAAAGUUUUGUCAAAUCGGAAAUUAGAAGUUUUAGAAUUUUUUCUAUGUGAAUUUCAAAAAUCCAGAAUUUUCACUGUUUCAAAAUAUUCUUUUACAUUUUCCUGUAUAUUUUUUUUGCAGAGCAAAAGCAGUUCAAAGUCGUGAACAAGUCGAAACUCUUCACAAAUUCAAAUUAUUGAUUCGAAAUAAUGGAGGAAUGAUAAUAAAUUGGUCAAAAUUUCAAACAAUUCCCGAAUACGUCAAAUAUAAUCAACAAUUUUUGAGUAAACCUGAAAUUCGAUUGUAUGGAAAAUUGCCAAAGGUUUUAUUUUUAGAGUUACACGGUCUUUUACAAGGUUAAUAUAUUUUUCUCCAGAUCGUCUAUAUAAUAAUGAGCCAAGUGCUCAAAAAAUGCUACGAAAUAGUGAUUUUCGACGUCGACGAAAGUCAGGAUUAUCGAUUUUUGGUGGAAUGUUCGAGUCCACGAAGUUCGAAUCAAAAUUUCGAUGAGGAAUUGUUGAAUUUGCAAUUGAAUGAGGAGAAUUUGGAGAAAACACAAGAAUUUUAUGUGGAAAUGUGCAAGAAUAGGGGACUGUGUAUUUCGAAUAUGCAAAGGGUUUUUGAGGUGAGGAAGAGAGUCAGAGACGCAGAAACCAUAGAGUUACACGCAGAAACCAUAGAGUUUGUAGAGACGCAGAAAACCUUUUUUUUUUGUAGAAAGAAGAUUUCCGUGAUCUGAUUCGUCUUCUCGAUUUAUUCUUCCAUUCCUCAUUUCACCAAUUAACAUUCCGUGAUGAAUUUUUCCAAAUUUUCGAUGCUCCUCAGGCUGAAAAUGACCACAAAAUAUCGUGGGCUCCAACAUUUUGGUUUCUAAUGAAAUGUUGUCAAGCGUUACCCAAUCAACUUCAUCUCGCAUUUUCGCGCCUUAUUUCAAAGUGAGUACUGUAUCCUACAGUACCCUCAGAAUACGGUAUUUUUGCAGAUGGUUUCUUCGGUCUGAAAUUGGCAUCGCUUUGAAAAUUCAACAAUGGCUUUCGGGUACAUAA